Messenger RNA from Adineta ricciae, 3528 nucleotides. The record is from the annotation of a GenBank genome assembly. NCBI's taxonomy places the organism in Eukaryota, Metazoa, Rotifera, Eurotatoria, Adinetida, Adinetidae.
AUGGCUACUAAUAAUCUACUACAUGAUGAUUCCGACAAAAAAAUACAAUCCAAACACUUGGAACUCUUCUGUUUGAUCUGGCUCGAUCCCGGUACAAAUGUUGAGGAGACCGCUUGUGCUGAGCAACGAUUACGAUCGCUUAUAAAUUAUUUCAAAAGAUUUCAAGACGUGAGAAAAUGUCAGAAAUACAUCCAAGAGUGCUCGGAGAACGAUCGAUUAAUUCUAAUUGUUAGCGGACAGUUAGGUAAAGCGAUAGUACCGUCGAUUCACGAUUAUCAACAAGUCGUCUCUAUAUAUGUUUAUUGUAUGGAUAAGAAAAGAAAUGAACUUUGGGCUUCAAAACAUUCGAAGGUAAAAGCGGUCAUUGUUGAGCUUGAAGAACUCAUAACUCGGAUUAGUGACGAUCAUCGAACGCAAGAAAAAAUCAUCGAACCACUACCGAUUGAUAUUUUCAACGCAGGUGAAUCUACCAGCGACGUCAAUGGGCAAUUUGUCUUCUCUCAGGUCCUCGUCGAUUGUCUUCUUCGGUUAAAACCGAACGAGAAAGAUAAAACUGAAUUGAUCGAUCGUUGCCAGACGGAAUAUAAAGGAAAUAGUGUUGAACUGGAUAAUCUUCGUGAAUUUCAAAAGACUUACAAGUCUGGUCAAGUUCUAUCUUGGUAUACAAAAGAAACAUUCUUCUAUAAAACUCUAAAUACUUGUUUACGUAAACAAAAUAUUCAUAUGAUGUUUCUAUUUCAUGAAUAUCUUUCGGAUAUCAAUCAACAAUUGAAACAAUAUCAAUCGAAGGACAGUAUCACCGUCUACCGUGGACAAAUGAUGAGUAAUGAAGAAUUGGAACGAAUCAAAUCGAGUAUGGGUCAACUAAUCUCCAUCAAUUCGUUCUUUUCGACAAGUACAAGCUACGCCAAUGCUGUUUCGUUCUUGAAGUUUUCAACUUCUUCCGCUCAUCUGCAGCGAGUUUUAUUUCAGAUCAAAGCCGAUCCGAAAAAGGUCACGAACAGGCCAUUCGCUGAUAUUAGUAAAUGCAGCGAGUUUGUCAACGAAGCCGAAGUUCUAUUUAUGAUUGGCUCGAUCUUUCGGUUGGAAAGUAUCGAGUGCGACGAUUUGCACAUAUGGGUCAUCAAAAUGACUCUCUCCAGUGAUGAAGAACAUGGAUUGAAGCACGUUUUAAUGUACAUGAAAGCACAAAUUGGUACUGGAGAAACGACGCUUCGCACGUUGGGUAAAUUUCUUUGGACGAUGGGAAAAUUUGAUUUGGCGGAGACGUACUUCAUUCGCUUUUUGAACGAACUGGAUUCAAGUGAUGGAUUAGCUUGCACUUUAUACGAAGACCUUGGCCAACUGGCAGCGGUCAAAGGAGAAUAUAAUAAGAGCGUUCAAUGGCAUCAGAAAUCUCUUCAAUUGAAAAAUUCGAAACAAACGGAUACUGCGAAAAGUAUUGAUGAGCCCGAAAACGCAGCUCAGCAAUUGGCAACAGCCAAUGCUCAAUCAGAGACUAAGACAGUUGGUGGAAUGGAUGUUGAAGCAUUCAAAAGUUGGCUGACGAAUUAUAUUAAAAAAAAGGCAGCAGCGGUGGCCGAAGAACAAAAUUCCCGAACAAAACGUCAUCCCAAAAGCGUCGAAAACUUCUGUUAUAUUCUCGAAAGUCAAAUUUCGAUCUCCAAAACUGAAGAACAAACUCUGCACGGUUUGAUCAAUUUGGGUUUCACUUUCGCAGAUAUCAAUUCCGACGAAUGUAUUAAAUUCUUCCGUGGAAUUCGGCUCGAACGCAUCAUUCUCAUUCUUUCGAAAGCCAGUUUGCAAGAAUUAGCUAAGGCAAUCCGCGACGAACCAUACCUUAGUGCAAUUUAUGUAAUCGAUUCUUCCAGAGGAAGUUCGUGCGACUUGAAGAUGUACCGAGGAACUUUUUCUAACAUCGCUCAACUUUGUAAACAGCUAGAAACUGACCUUCCAAUAAUCACAUACGAUCUAACCAGUAUCUGCUCAAUUCCUGCUGAUUAUGCGAAAAUGAGUACUAUCAAUUACUUUCAAGCAUUGAAAGAUAUUGCUCUAGACAAAGACGAAAAACGAAAUUUGAAGAAAGAAAUGAUCGAAUUUUGUCGGGAGAAAUAUGCGGAUAAUGCUGUUCAGUUAAGGUUCAUCGAUGAAUUCGAAAAGAAUUUUCAAGCGGAUCAAGCGAUUCAGUGGUAUUUACGACAGGAAGCUUUUAUCUACAAGAUGCUGACACGUGCAUGUCGAGUGUUCGAUGUGGACAUUCUCUAUAAGCUUCGUUAUUUCAUUCAAAACUUUCAUCGUCGAUUAGAAUCGUUGAACCGAACGAGCGCUAUUACGGUUUAUCGAACAAUUCGAGUUUCAAAAGGUCUGGUGGAAAAAAUGAAGAAUUAUGAAGGUGGAUUGUUUUCAUUCAAUGAAUUUCUCUUUGCUGAUAAAAGUCAACCAAAUACUGAACCAUCGCCUGUUAAUCUCGAAUCGAAAUUGGUUCGUUUUCGUAUCGAUUUAGCAGCUGGUAUCGCGCGAUACAACGACUCGUCGAAACCGAAUGAAGUUCUCUUGACCUUCGGAUUGAUUUUUCGUUUGGAAAAAAUCGAAGCUGUCGAUGAUGAGACUUACAAUGUUAAAUUAACAGUCGAUGACAAGGCACUCAAAGAUGGCCAACAGGUCUCGAAAGAUUUACGUGAAGCAGUUCGCGGAACGUUUCCAAUGAUACGUAUGGCCAAAUUGAUGUGGCAAAGAGAUUUAUACGACGAUAUGGAAUACUUUUCUACGAUUGUACUCAAUGAUUCAUUAGCAGCUAAUGACGAAUCAUCGAAUAUAGCUCUUGGAGGAUUACUUCAUUCUCUAGGAAACCAUUGUUAUGAAACAAAACAAUACGACAAAGGAUUAAUUCAUUUUCAAAAUGCUUUAAAAGUUUAUCAACGUGUUCUAUCGCCCGACGAUCUUCGAUUGACACCGACUUAUAACAAUAUCGGCAGUAUUUAUCAUCGACAAGAUUUAAAUGAGAAAGCAUACGAAUACCAUCGAAAGGCGUUCGAUAUUCAAAAGAAUUCGACACGUCCAGAUAUGGAUUCCGUUUCGACGUAUGCAGGAAAUAUCGCCUCAGUUCUAAUCAAACUACAUAAAUACAAGGAGGCAGUGAAGUUCUCAGAAAUCAAUUUAAAAUUCGAAGAAAAACUUCAUCCUGAUAAAAACGACGCGCAAAUGGCGGCGAAGUAUUACAACCAUGCCGGAAUGCAAUACCGAGCCGAACUCUACGCAGAAGCGUUGGAUAACUACGAAAAAUGUUUAGCUAUUGAACUGAAAUGUCAUCCAGCAAAUCAUCCGACAGUUGCAGCAACUUAUCACAGCAUAGGAACAGCCUUGGACAAACUUGGACGAUUUAAAGAAGCCAAGGAAGCAGUAGAAAAAGCGGUUGAACGUCUACUUUGUACUAAAAAGGAAGACGAUCAAGAUGUUCAAUCACACAAAGCUUACAUUAAGAAAUUAGAAGGAAAACUGUGGAUGAGAGACAUGUUGAAGGCAGCAUGA